Molecule: messenger RNA, 1515 nt
Organism: Suncus etruscus (white-toothed pygmy shrew)
Lineage: Eukaryota; Metazoa; Chordata; Mammalia; Eulipotyphla; Soricidae
Gene: CEACAM16
Product: CEA cell adhesion molecule 16, tectorial membrane component
Exons: 9
Coding region: 1-1515 (504 amino acids)
Source: RefSeq, a predicted model, not a curated record
AUGGCCCUGGCCGGGUGCAGCUGGCUCCUCCUUGGUGCCGCUGUCCUGGGUGCCCAGGCCCAGAUCUCAAUCACGCCCGAGCCAGCCCAGCCCGCCGAGGGCGACGACGUGACGCUGCUGGCCCGGGGCCUGGCGGGUGAGCUGCUGGCCUACAGCUGGUACGCGGGCCCCGAGCUCAGCCUGGCCUACCUGGUAGCCAGCUACAUCGUCAGCACCGGAGACGAGACACCCGGGCCGGCCCACACGGGCCGCGAGGUGGUGCGGGCCGAUGGCAGCCUGGACAUCCGGGGCGCCCUGGCCAGCCAGUCGGGCACCUACAUCCUGCAGACCCUCAACCGGCAGCUCCAGACGGAGGUGGGCUACGGACACUUGCAGGUCUAUGAGAUCUUGGCCCCACCCGUGGUGCUGGCAAACCAAACAGAGUUGGUGGAGCGGCGGGACACACUGCGGCUGGUGUGUGGCAGCCCAGGGGACGUUGAUGCUCGCUGGUUCUUCAACGGGGACCCUCUGCCCAUCGCCCUGCGCCUGGGCCUGUCCCCCGACGGCCGCUCGCUCACCCGCCACGGGGUCCGCAGGGAGGAGGCGGGCGCCUACCAGUGCGAGGUCUCGAACCCGGUCAGCACCAGCCGCAGUGAGCCCUUCAACCUCACCGUGUACUUCGGGCCUGAGCGCGUGGCCAUUUUACAAGACUCCAUCACCCGCACGGGCUGCACCCUCAAAGUCGACUUCAACACGUCCCUCACCCUGAUCUGUGCCUCCCACUCCUGCCCUGAACCCGAGUACGUGUGGGCCUUCAAUGGACGCGCCCUGAAGAACGGCCAGGACCACCUCAACAUCAGCAGCAUGUCGGCCGCCCACGAGGGCACCUACACAUGCAUUGCCAAGAACCCCAAGACCCUGCUUUCGGGGUCUGCCUCGGUGGUGGUGAAGCUGUCUGCGGCUGCCGUGGCCAUGAGCAUCGUGCCUGUCCCCAGCAAGCCCACGGAGGGCCAGGACGUGACGCUGACCGUGCAGGGGUACCCCAAGGACCUGCUGGUCUAUGCCUGGUAUCGGGGCCCGGCGGCUGAGCCCAACCGGCUGCUGAGCCAGUUGCCUUCGGGGAAUUGGAUUGCAGGCCCCGCACACACAGGCCGCGAGGUGGGCUUUGCCAACUGCUCCCUGCUGGUGCAGAAGCUCAACCUCACGGACGCGGGGCGCUACACCCUCAAGACCGUGACGCUGCAGGGCAAGACCGAGUCGCUGGAGCUGGAGCUACAGGUGGCACUCAGCUUCCCUCCCUCGCACCCGUCCACGGACCAGCACCACCACCUUCAUCAGAAUGUGGCACAGGCUGAGCAGGGCGGGCCCUGGAAUAGCUGCGUGGAGACCAGACGUCUGCAGACACGAGCUCUUUCCACCAGAGUGGCUCAGGGCUAUAGCGGGGUGCGGGACACCCCCUGUGCCCAUGUCACCCCCGAGGUCAUUGAAGCUCCAGAUGCCCUGGCCCCCACCUACCAGCAAAGUCAGCCUGGUUGA